Messenger RNA from Eutrema salsugineum, 996 nucleotides. RefSeq names its product putative F-box protein At1g33020. The record is from RefSeq and is a predicted model, not a curated record. The transcript is spliced from 2 exons. Lineage: Eukaryota; Viridiplantae; Streptophyta; Magnoliopsida; Brassicales; Brassicaceae. Bases 1 to 996 code for a protein of 331 amino acids. Gene Ontology annotation, molecular function: protein binding.
AUGAAUAGAGAAGAAGGUUCAGAAUCUUUCCCGGUAGAUCUCAUUCCCGAGAUACUUUCAAGGUUGCCUGCAAAGUCUAUCGGGAGGUUUCUUUGCGUGUCAAAACUAUGGGGGUCCAUACUUCACCGUCCAGACUUCAACGAGUUGUUUCUGACCAGGUCUCUUGCUCGUCCACGUCUCUUAUUCGCCAUCCAAGGAGUUGUAACCGUUCAUGUGAUCUGUAACCCUAGCACAAGACAGUGUGUGAGCUUACCUAAACUGAGAACGAAGGACUUCUCAAGAAGCUUUUUAGGAUUUGAUCCAAUUGACAAGCAAUUCAAGGUAUUGUGCAUGGCUAAUCCAAAUUUAAAUUAUGGUCUAAGAAUUUUGACAUUAGGAAGUGGAAAACUGGGCUGGAGGAAGAUCAAACCUCCCUUAACCCAUCAUCCUGCUGAUGACUCGUCUCAACAGAUAUGCAUCAAUGGUGUUUUGUAUUACUUUGCUUUGAUGUGGGAAACGUUGGAAACGCAUCAUGUGAUAGUUUGCUUUGAUGUUAAGUCUGAAAAAUUCAAGUCCAUUGACGCAGCAUCUAGUUAUGAUUGGGGUGUGAAGAAAUUGAUAAACUAUAAGGGUAAAUUAGGUGUGAUUAGUUGGCAUUAUACUCACUCUGAUGAAAGUGAUACCUUUGAGUUUCUUAUGUGGGUUCUAGAGGAUGUUGAAAAACAAGAAUGGUCGAAAUAUGUCUAUACUUUGCCGUGUAAGUGCAAUCGAUUCGGUGUUGCUGGAAUGACAGCUUCAGGGGAAAUUGUUUUGUGGGAGAAAUAUACAUUUAAACCGUCGUUUGAUGUUCUUUACUUCAAUCCCAGAAGCAACAGUACUAUCUGCAGUGUUGAAAUCCAAGGUAACAAUGAAGUAUUUGACAUGAAUAGACAUAGCGUUUGCACAUUUGUAGACCAUGUGGAGACUCUUAAGUUUAAUAUUAUGAACACAAGCCCACCCACCAGAACAGAAGCGUGA